This is a messenger RNA of Mercenaria mercenaria, 1719 nucleotides long. RefSeq lists its product as uncharacterized. The transcript is spliced from 2 exons. Gene Ontology annotation, molecular function: DNA-binding transcription factor activity, RNA polymerase II-specific; RNA polymerase II cis-regulatory region sequence-specific DNA binding. Lineage: Eukaryota; Metazoa; Mollusca; Bivalvia; Venerida; Veneridae. The record is from RefSeq and is a predicted model, not a curated record. Gene Ontology annotation, biological process: regulation of transcription by RNA polymerase II. Gene Ontology annotation, cellular component: nucleus. Bases 167 to 1537 code for a protein of 456 amino acids.
CAGGAAGUCAAUGAAAAUGAAAAACACGUCAGAUUUGGAUAUGAAUUAUCAUCCACAAUUCGUUACUGUUUUCUUAUAUUUUCAAGUUUACCAUGUAUUGAUACAGUUAUUUAUCUUGAUGGAUUUUACAUUAUUAUAUGGACUUUUUAAUAAAACAGUGUGAAACAUGUUGAAACACAGUGUACAGACAUUUACCAUGCCGAAUGUGCCACGCAGCGUAAGUAACAAUUCUGGAACUCAAGAUGUCACACCGAACGCAACUGUUAAUUAUUCUGGCCCUCCAACUGAUGAAGUAAAUUGUGCUGGUACUCUGCAGAUUGAACCCGCUGGUACCGACAACUAUCAUGGUUUCCAGUUCGGGACGCCACAUGACAACGCCAAUUAUUUAAGUGCGCAGACUGAACAACAUACCGAUAAUCAUGAUCCACCUCAAAUCGUAGACAAUGCACAAUAUAGUUCGCAACAAACAAUACAUGACCGCGAUUUCUAUGACAGUCAAGAUCAGCAAUAUAUCAUUGACACCUCGCAUUUUCAUUCAAGUAGCAAUAGUGAUUAUAAUUCCAACGCCGGUGAUCAGCAAUCGAUGGUAAAUUCACACAGCAAUGAACAGGCGUUUGAUGCUACAUCUCAAGAUAUGAAAGAAGGCGUUCCAUUGACUACGGAAAAAAGGGAUUCUUUGGAUAAACUAUCGGUAUCCCAACAAAAAUCUCCAAUGAUAUCGCCUUCUAGUGAUGGAGGAAAGUUUUCGUUUGCAGGAGUGAUAAUGUCGCAAAAAUUCCAGGAAGGUGUGACUGAACAGGAUUUGUUACAAGUGGACACAUUCUACCGAAGUCAUAAGUCUGAGGUAUAUGUAUGUGGUUGUUUAGCUAACAUGUAUUUCGGAUCGGCGAACGCUGCUAAAACUAAUGACCAGUGGGCUUUCUCUAGCACGGGGAUUCCUCUGUUGGUAUUGGAUACUGGGGAGCACCACAGAGAAAGAAAAUUGUACAUAAUUCUAGCGGAGAAAGGAACUGGUUUCACAAUGUGGCGGGAUGUGAUAGACAGCCAGACCUAUUACCAAACUCCAAAUGCUAAUUUCCACACAAUGCGUACAUCGAAAGAUCACUCGAAAUUAGCUGGAUUUAGUUUCGACGAUGAUAAAGCUGCAUCAGAAUUUUAUGGUCAUAUUCACAAACUUACUGCUGAUCCAGACGAUGAACUGCUGAAAAUUGGAAAAUUCAAGAAGAAAAAAUCGAUUAAAGAUAGGAAAAAGAAAAUGAAAUUACCUAAAAAGACUGAAAUUUCACAACCUUGUUGCUUUGUUCAUGUAACUAAACUAGAACCACCAAUAAUAGAAGAAAGCGAAACAAGUUCACCAACAGCAACUUCAAACCCAAAUGAAAUUUCGGCACCGUUUAAUUUUCAGUACAUGACCGGCCCAGCUGGAACCAGAAAUGAUCCAUUAAAUCUGACUGGAAGUAAAUUAACAUUGACAAGCACUAGCAGCGUGGAUUCGGGUCUGUCAGACGACAGGAGUUUUGCUAAAGCGGGAAAUUAAAGCAGCUGACACUCUUAGAAAGACAUUCCUCCCUAGUUAUAUACAAAUAUUUGUGUUUGAUCCUUCAUAGUCUGCCUUAAAGUUUACAAUCACCUGUUUAAUAACAUAAAUAAAUACUUACCAAUCAUAAUGAUGCUAAACAAGCAAUUAAACUGCUACAUAAUAAUAUUUUAAGUAAGAUA